Vicia faba (fava bean) is the source of this 2529-nucleotide messenger RNA. NCBI's taxonomy places the organism in Eukaryota, Viridiplantae, Streptophyta, Magnoliopsida, Fabales, Fabaceae. The record is from the annotation of a GenBank genome assembly.
AUGGCCUAUGCUAUUGAUUUGAAUGCUUUUCAAACCAGACUGAAGUUAUUUUAUAAACAUUGGGAUGAACACAGAACAAAUCUCUGGGGUUCUUCUGAUGCAGUUUCUGUUGCAUGUCCUUCACCUUCAGAAGAUUUAAAGACUGUGAAAUCUAGUGCUAUAUUCUUGUGGCUUCUUGGAUUCCAGUUCCCGCAAACAAUAAUGGUUUUCACAAAGGUGCAGAUUCAUAUAAUGUGCAGGCAAAAGAAAGCGACAAUUCUCGAAUCUGUCAAAAAAUCGGCUAAAGAGUCGGUUGGUGUGGAGAUUGUGUUGCAUGUCAAGGCUAGGAACGAAGAUGGAGCUUCUCUUAUGGAUGCUAUAAUUUGUUCCAUUCGCGCUCGUUCAAAUUCCAAUGUUGGAUACUUAGCUAGAGAGGAGCCUGAAGGGAAACUGAUUGUUGCAUGGGAUGAGAAGUUAAGAAAUUCAAAGUUUGUUUUGAGUGAUGUGGCGAAUGGGUUUUCUGCGUUGUUUGCGGAGAAAAGUAGUGAAGAAGUUAUGUUUAUCAAGAGAGCUGCCUACCUUACGGCUAGUGUGAUGGAGAAUUUUGUAGUUUUGAAGCUUGAGAAGGUGAUUGAUGAUAAGAAAAAAAUUUUGCAUUCUGCAUUGAUGGAGGAGACGGAGAAAGUUAUAUUGGAGCCUUUGAAAGUUAACUGUAAACUGAAGACGGAUAAUGUUGAUAUCUGUUACCGUCCGGUUUUUCAGAGUGGGGGGAGGUUUGAUCUUAGGCCUAGUGCUGUCAGCAACAACGAGGCGCUUUACUAUGCCUCUGGCAGUGUAAUUAUAUGUGGUUUCGGUGCGCGGUACAAGAGCUAUUGCUCGAAUAUAGCUAGGACUUUCUUGAUUGAUGCAGACCGUAUUCAGAGUAAGGCUUAUGAGAUUCUUCUGAAAGUGCACGAGGCUGUUAUUGGGUCUCUAAAGCCUGGAAAUAAAUUGUGUGCUGCAUAUCUAGCUGCAGUUUCUGUUGUGGAGAAGGAUGCCCCUCACAUGGUUUCCUGCUUGACAAAGUCUGCUGGGACAGGCAUUGGUAUUGAGUUUGGAGAAUCGGGUUUGGAUAUUAAUGCGAAGAAUGACCAGAUAGUUAAAGAAGGCAUGGCAUUCAAUGUGUCAAUAGGAUUUCAGAAUUUGCAGUGUGAGAACAGUGAGACUAAGAACAAGGUCUUCUCUCUCUUACUUGCUGACACGGUCAUCGUCAACAAAGACAAGACGGAUAUUGUGACUUCAGUGAGCUCCAAAGCUUUAAAAGGCGUGGCUUAUUCUUUCAAUAAGGACGAUGAAAAGGAAAUUCCCAAAUCAAAGGCUGAUCGCAGUGGUGCAGAGCCUUCGAUGUCUAAGGCAGCACUGAGGUCAAACAAUCGAGAGGUUUCAAAAGAGAAACUCCGAAGACAGCAUCAGGCAGAACUUGCUCGUCAAAAAAAUGAAGAAACUGCUAGGCGACUUGCUGGUGGUGGUAAUGAGGCAGGAGGAAACCGUUCUUCUUCCAGGUCUUCUGCAGAACUGGUCGCCUACAAGAACAUCAACGACCUUCCCCGUCCCAGAGAGAUGAUGAUUCAUAUUGAUCAAAAGAAUGAAGCAGUUCUCUUGCCAAUUAAUGGAAGUAUGGUUCCUUUCCAUGUGCAUUUCAUUCGAAAUGAAGAUAUCCAGCCGGACACCAACCGCAAUUGCUAUGAAGCUAUAUUCCGCUCCAAGGAUUCAACUCACAUGAGUGAGGUUGUGCAAUCCAUCAAAACACUGAGGAAACAAGUUAAAGCAAGGGAGUCUGAGAGAGCCGAGAGAGCAACUUUGGUUACCCAGGAGAAACUGCAGCUUGCCAACAACAGAUAUAAGCCAAUAAGAUUGUCUAACCUAUCGAUUCGCCCUGCUUUUGGUGGGCGUGGAAGGAAGAUACCAGGCACUCUUGAGGCUCAUGUGAAUGGAUUUCGAUAUUCUACCACCCGAUCUAAUGAGCGUGUUGAUGUGAUGUUUGCCAAUAUUAAACACGCAUUCUUCCAGCCAGCACGAAAUGAAAUGAUUACUCUCCUGCACUUUCAUCUGCACAACAAUAUUAUGGUAGGAAAUAAGAAGACCAAAGAUGUUCAGUUUUAUGUUGAGGUAAUGGACAUGGUUCAGAAUGUGGGAGGUGGGAAGAGAUCAGCUUAUGAUCCUGAUGAGCUUGAAGAAGAACAAAGAGAGAGAGAUAGAAAGAACAAGAUUAAUGUAGAAUUUCAAAGCUUUGUGAAUCGAGUACAUGAUCUCUGGCGACAACCACAAUUCAAUGACCUUGACUUGGAGUUUGAUCGACCUCUUAGAGAACUUGGCUUCCCUGGGGUACCUCAUAAAUCUUCGGUAUUUAUUGUCCCUACCUCAGCAUGUCUUGUUGAACUGAUAGAGACUCCUUUCCUUGUUGUCACCCUAAGUGAUAUUGAGAUUGUGAAUCUGGAGAGGGUUGGCCUUGGUCAGAGGAACUUCGAUAUGACAAUUGUAUUUAAGGACUUCACGCGGGAUGGUCCUUAG